GAUAUUAAAUCAUGGAUUAGGUUUUCACAUGUAUAGGAAGAGAAUUUGCUGUUUUAACAAUCGUCGUUUAUUCAGUUCUCUUUGCAUAUGCCUGGAAGAAGACUGCAGAUUAUAGUAAUAAUACACCUCGCAUAUUUUCUGGAUUAUUUGGGGGAAUUAUGUUACUUUUGUGUCUCUUUAUCUGCAGAGGAGGUUUGCUAUGUUUGGCAUUUGUGCAGUCAUUAUUUAUGAUAUCUUCAUUUGGAGCUUCCAGCUUGGCUCUUAUUUUAGCUCUUCUAGCUGUUGCAUUUGUUCAAAUCCUACCUCUCUGGUUUUUAUCGUUUCUUCAUAAAAGACGUAGCGUUCACACCAGAAGAUGGAUGUUUGCAGUAGUUCUUCUGGAUGUCGGUUUGGCAUUAUUUGUUCUUCUAAUCACUUUGGGAAAGGAGGAAGGUUUCUUUGGAUGGACAUGUGUCAUUUUAUUUCUCCAAGUUCUAAGGAUGAUGGCAUUCUUUGAAGACCGUGUGUUUGUGGCUGAACAUGCAGGAGAACAGACACAACAGACUGAAAUGGGACAACAAGGAACAAAUCUGUUGUCUCUCUGUAAUGUAUUCAUGUACAUGUUUGGAGCAGUCGGUGUCAUUUUGUUGAACUCUGUUGCUCUGACAGCAGAACUGGUACAGAAAUCAAAACAUGGCGAGCGCGCAUUGGAGGAUCUGCGAUUCAUUGUUUUUCCAUCUGAAUGUGUUUUUGUCUUAUAUUGGUUUCUGUUCACUUUCUGGAAAACUAUAAAACCUAAAUCUGUAAACAAUGGAGGGAAUGUACAUCAAAGACACAGACGUAACCAUCCGAACGCAGCAGAGAUUCAUGAAAUGCAGAAUCUGUCUUCACCUGAUUCACAGAAAUAAUGAGAGAAACUGAUUGAUCUGAUCACAUGAUGAAUCUCUCGGCUCCCUUGAAAAACAAGAUGAGAGUCAAGAUUCAUUUUACUGUUUUUUUGUGCGUUUAUCAGUUCACAAUAUUGUCCGACAAAGUCAGAAUGAAUUUCGCUACACUGAAACUAAGAAAAAUGACUUCAAAGUUUUAUUUUACAAAUGUGUAUUAUAAAAUAGUCUCAUACUGUUUUCUCUAAAGCUCAGUACAGUUGAGUCAGAUUUAUCUGUUACACUGUUGGACAGAUCAAAAGAAACUUGAUUUCAGCCAUAACUUAAAGUGUAAACUCUUUUAAACAUGUUGAUAGAUGUGCCAAUCUUUGUAUUUUAAGAUGUUUUAUUAUUUUUAUAAUAUUCUGUCAUUAUGGUACUAGGAUGUCAUGCAAAAAAUAAUACUCAUGAAGUCUUCACCAUUAUUCCUAAAAUCUUUCCUGUGGGGUGGAUCACCCUUGUGUAAAAUAAAACUAGAUUUUCUAA
Molecule: messenger RNA, 1388 nt
Organism: Xyrauchen texanus (razorback sucker)
Lineage: Eukaryota; Metazoa; Chordata; Actinopteri; Cypriniformes; Catostomidae
Exons: 12
Coding region: 159-887 (242 amino acids)
Source: RefSeq, a predicted model, not a curated record